Messenger RNA from Scutellospora calospora, 1203 nucleotides. The record is from the annotation of a GenBank genome assembly. Lineage: Eukaryota; Fungi; Glomeromycota; Glomeromycetes; Diversisporales; Gigasporaceae.
AUGACUCAAGUAAAAAAAUUGCCAAGCAAACGUGUAGAAACUCAGAAAAAGAUGAAAUUAAUACAACGUGGAGAACAAAAGAUCAAAUUAGAUAUUCAUAGAGAACGUCCAAUUUUACCUCCCUUGCCUUUACCUUAUCCUCCGGCAACUCGUGUGGAAAAGAUUGUUGAAAAACUUAUAUCAAAACCAAAAUUAGCUAGAUUUCCUAAUGCAUUUAUUAUGUAUAGGAAUGAAUAUGUUCAAUUUUUGAAAGCCAGUGGUCUUAAUUUUCCAAUGACCGAAUUAUCCCCAAUGAUAUCUUAUUCUUGGAGACAAGAACCUCCUUGUGUAAAAGAUGCUUAUACUCAAAUUUCAAGUGAAGCUGAAAGAUUAUAUGUUCAAACAAUCUCAAUGCCAAAAGAUUCCAGCAACCAAAGUCAAGAAAAUUGUGAAUUACAAUCUUUACCUGAAAAUGAUCAAGAUACGGAUAAAUCAUGUUCUGAUAUUGAUCCUAUUUUACAUGACGAAAAUAAUUAUCAUGAUGGUUAUUUCUCUGAUUUUAAUUUUUUUGGUGUACCCUCUCCUUCGUAUUUUUUUGAACAAUGUGAAAAUAGUACAAAUUUACAAACUAAUAAUUCUCCUGAAUCCCCUUGGUUUCCUGAAAAUUAUGAUCAUUCUGCCAACAAUACAAACCAAUCUGUAGGACAAGGCGAUGAUGAUAAUGCAUUAAAGAAUCAAAUAAAUCAAGGACAGCAUAUAAUUUUUGAUUGUCAAUUCAUUGAUUGGACCAACAUAACCGAUUCCAGUUUACCAAUUUCAUCUUCACGUCGUAGUUCUGAAUCGAGUACAAAUUCAGAUUUGUCAUCUUGCGAUGUGAUUCAUUUAAUGAAUGUUUCAAAUUCUUCACAACAUGAAACAAACAUUUUACCAUCAAUUCAAGAAACUUCACCUCCUUACAUUAAUCAAAUCUUUCCUGAAAAUUUACCUUCAUCAAUAUUCGAAAAUUUGCAAAGGCAAUUUGAUGAUCAAACUUUCUUUACAUCUUCUUUGGAUACUGACUCUCUUUCCAGUCAACACGAUUCUAACCCACAAACCCCUGGAUCACCAUUUUCUUAUUCUUCAAUUAACGAUAAUAAACACGAACUUUCCGAAAUUACAAUUGACAUAUUUUCUGCGAUUGAUUGCGCUUUAUCGUUCAAAAACCAUGCGAAUAAUGAUUUUUAA